UUAGAAACCCAGUUGUAAGAAAAGACAAAGGUGCUCCAUCAAGAAGAGGGAAAAGAAAAAGCUCUAUUGAAACAUCACAAAAAUCACAUAAAAAAUCAAAAUGUAGAUAUUGGAGAAGUAAACAUAAAUCAAGUAACUUGGAAAAUAAUGAAAAAUUAGGAAAUAGAAAUACAACAAAUUUACAUAAAACUUAUAAUUGUGUCAUUAUGGGAAUAGGUUUGGUGUUGAAUGCCAAUGAA
Entrophospora candida is the source of this 239-nucleotide messenger RNA. Lineage: Eukaryota; Fungi; Glomeromycota; Glomeromycetes; Entrophosporales; Entrophosporaceae. The record is from the annotation of a GenBank genome assembly.